This is a messenger RNA of Neohortaea acidophila, 1431 nucleotides long. Its product is annotated as U3 small nucleolar RNA-associated protein 6-domain-containing protein. The coding region runs from base 34 to 1350 and encodes 438 amino acids. The record is from RefSeq and is a predicted model, not a curated record. NCBI's taxonomy places the organism in Eukaryota, Fungi, Ascomycota, Dothideomycetes, Mycosphaerellales, Teratosphaeriaceae. Gene Ontology annotation, cellular component: Pwp2p-containing subcomplex of 90S preribosome; small-subunit processome. The transcript has a single exon. Gene Ontology annotation, biological process: maturation of SSU-rRNA from tricistronic rRNA transcript (SSU-rRNA, 5.8S rRNA, LSU-rRNA). Gene Ontology annotation, molecular function: snoRNA binding; protein binding.
CACCACACAUCCACUUCUUCCGCUCAGCCCAGCAUGGCGGGCGCAAGCGACAAGGCUCGCUUCUACCUCGAGCAGUACGUCCCCGAGCUGCAGGAGUUUGAACGCAAAGGCAUCUUUACCUCCGAUGAAAUAACCGCCAUCGCAUCCAAGCGCAGCGACUUUGAACACAUUCUGAAUGCGCGCGGCUCGCGGCCAACCGACUAUGCACGCUAUGUCACAUACGAGAUGAACCUCGACCGACUGCGCAAGAAGCGGAGUAAGCGACUGGGAAUCAAAGCCACUGCUUUCUCCGGCCAGCGCACCAUCUUCUUCAUCCUCGAUCGCGCGACGAAGAAGUUUCCCGGGGAUAUGGGGCUGUGGAUGCACUAUGUCCACUUUUGUCAGAAAGAGAAGGCGAACAAGAAGCUGGCAAAAGUGUUUACGACGCUGUUGAGGUUGAAGCCCAGGGAAUGGGGAUUGUGGGUUCUCGCUGCGAAGCACUAUGCAGAGAAUCAGGGCGACAUGAGCACGGCACGGUCGUAUAUGCAACGCGGUCUGAGAUUUUGUAAGGAUGAGGACAGAUUAUGGUUGGAGUACUUGCGGUUGGAAAUGGGGUACCUCGCGAAACUUGCGGCGAGGCGCAAGAUCCUGGGCAUCGAGGAAGAACCCAGAGAGGCGGCACGCGAGCAGGCGGAGGAUGGUGAAGACUUCCUCACAUUGCCGUCAAUCACGGCUGCAGAUCUCGAGUCCGACAAAGCAGAAACAGGCGACGCUACCCCUGUGGUUGCACUUCAGAAGCUCGAUUCGACUCCAGCCUUCUCCGGUGGCAUUCCCAUCGCAAUCUUCGAUGCCGCGAUGAAGCAAUUUGACCAUCGGCCUGACGUUGCCGAGAAGUUCUUCGAGAUGGUCGCCGCUGUCGAUCGUACUGCGGCAUCUGAGCGCAUAUUGAACCACAUGCUCGAGCACAUGCAACAACAUCAGCCUCACUCGCCGAGCACGGUGAUUUGCGAAGCCAGACUAUCGCUACACGGCAUUGAUGCGAACGGCGCCCAAUUCCCAGUUGCGCUCGGCCGGGCGCUCGCAUCACUCAAGCAGGGCCAGGUCGGCGAGGACAACCAUUCGAGACUGGCGCUCGCGGAGAAGGUGGUUUUGCUACUCAUACCGUAUCUGAGGUCAACAGAAGGUCUUGACGCGGAUGUCGAGAAGGUACUGGAAUCAACUUUGCGCCGGCAACUUCGCAUGCUGCACUCCGAGUCCGCCGGCAGAGGGAAGGGUACUGCGGCAGAGCAGCUGCUUGAAAACUUGCGCAAGGAAGGAAGGGAUGCAGAUGUUGAAGUCGUGCAACAGCGCUCUGGAUUUCUCCAGCGAUGAGAUUACGUGCAACGAGAUGAAAUUAAUAUGCAUAGCGUAGGAUGGUCAAUCGAGACCCAAUGAGGCUCACAUUGUCGAGGC